Molecule: messenger RNA, 1237 nt
Organism: Mobula hypostoma (lesser devil ray)
Lineage: Eukaryota; Metazoa; Chordata; Chondrichthyes; Myliobatiformes; Myliobatidae
Gene: acp1
Product: acid phosphatase 1
Exons: 7
Coding region: 162-656 (164 amino acids)
Biological process (GO): protein dephosphorylation
Cellular component (GO): cytoplasm
Molecular function (GO): non-membrane spanning protein tyrosine phosphatase activity; acid phosphatase activity
Source: RefSeq, a predicted model, not a curated record
UGGCGAGGACCCAGUGAAGAUGGCGGAACGCUCUGUUCUUUUCGUCUGUUUGGAUAUUGCCUGACCUAUUGAGUGUUUCCAGCCUUGUUCUGUUCGUUAUUGAGAACUAACAAGAUGAGCAACAGGAAACUCUGUACCGACAACAGUGGUAUCAUCAGCGUAUGAUGGUGUUUGAGCUAUGUCUAGCCACAAUCAUGAAUUCGGAGCACAUAUCCUUAAACGGCAAUAUUUGUCGAUCUCCAAUUGCUGAAGCUAUCUUCAGGAAGCUGGCAACAGACCAGGGAGUAAUAAAUAAAUGGAUGAUAGACAGUGCUGGUGUAAUUGACAUCAAUGUUGGGAAGUCCCCAGAUUCAAGGGCUCUAAACUCUUUAAGACAGCAUGGCAUUGAGACAACACAUAAGGCAAGACAGGUAACCAAGAAUGAUUUUGCAACAUUUGAUUUUAUGCUUUGCAUGGAUGAAAGCAAUUUGAGGUCUUUAAAAUCAAUGGCUGGAAAAGUAAACAAUCCAAAGUCAAACAUAAAAUUACUUGGAUCAUUUGAUCCACAAAAGAAGCAUAUUAUACAAGAUCCUUAUUAUGGAAAUGAAUCAGAUUUUGAAGAAGUGUACCAGCAGUGUUUAAGGUGUUGCACAGCAUUCCUGGAGACUACUACUUAAUUAUGUUCAAGGGGAGUUAUUUUUAUCAUGUAUUAGAACAAAUGAUAUCCGUUCAAUAUGGAUUUACCAACAUCAUUGAUUUCAGAUUUCCAGAUCUAGUUACUGGAAAUUAAAUUAAAUAUUUAAAAUUAUUAGCUAUAUAUGUUUCAAUGUUCCUGUUUUCUCUGUAGUGAGUAGACAAACGUAUUCAUCCAGGCAAAUUUUAAAACUGAAAAAAUCUCAUUAAAACUUGCAUUUGAUGGUCUUCAUGAAUUUUUAAUGAGGGUAAUUUCAGGGAAGUAUGGUAUGGAGCUACGAAGUUAAUAAUAUGGUUGAGAGUUUAAGUAUGUUUAAGAAAGGGUGAUUAAUUGCUAAGCACAUUAAAUUUAUUCUGUAUUGAUGUUGCUCAACUAAUUCCUUUCCACUUUUUAAAAAUACAUUUCAGCCUGAAUGACUUGAAUGCUAGAAAUUUUCUCAUACCACAAAACAUGUAAAGAAUUACUAUUUACAAUUAUCCAUUUAAUGCUGUUCUUUGAGAGAUAAAACUACUUUGGUUAAAUAAAAACUUGAAUUUAUAUAGCACAUUUAUAAUUGUUAGCAAU